This is a messenger RNA of Serendipita indica DSM 11827, 2166 nucleotides long. The record is from the annotation of a GenBank genome assembly. Lineage: Eukaryota; Fungi; Basidiomycota; Agaricomycetes; Sebacinales; Serendipitaceae.
AUGUCCUGGGACGGUCAAGACCGCUAUGGCAGAGGUAGCCCACCAAGGGACGAGCGUAGGCGAGACUCAAGAUACGGAGAACCCACGUAUGGGAGCUACGAAGACUCUGUGCGUGAUUGGGAAGAGCAGGAACGUCUCCGUCAAUGGGACGAGUACGAACGCGCUCGCAUGGACUGGGAACGACGAGUAAACGAGUAUAAAGGCGGAGAUGGCCACCGUAAUGGAUACUACAGCGGUGGAAAGCGACCUCGUUCCCCUUCUCCGUACGAACGAGACGCGCGACCGCGUCGAGAUAGCUAUGAUCAAUAUGGACGUGGAGGACGAUCGCGCUAUGAAGAUGGGAGACGCUCACCAAGACGUCGUUACUCUCCCGAUAACCGAUACAGAAGAGAUUCUAAUCUUCCGAAUCCGAUGGAUCAAGACAAACUCGUACCCUACCGCUCAUUUCUCGAGUGGUAUCGUGAUGCCGCACCAGACCGCUUCUUCGAAGACGAGGCUGUAACAAGAGAUAAUCCGUCAGAUCGUAAAGUGGGUCUCAAAGCGCGCUACGACGAGUUUAGAGCAGACUUUCAAGCAAAGCAGGUUCACACAUUAUUUGAAAAGCAUCACAAGGCAGCCUGGUUUUUGGAAAAGUACGACCCAAGCGAAAAAUAUGCCGACCUUCGCUUCCGCGUCCGCAAACAGGGAUGGAACGGCGCAUUGGACCAGUUCAUAUCAGAACUCGAAGAUGGCAAAUUCGAUUACAUCUUCAACGUGGGGAGUUCGAACCCAAAUGAGCUCAAACCUGAUGUAAAACCAAGCGAGGCUACGUCCUCGGCUGAGAAGCCCGUGAAAACGGAAGACGAUGAGGAUGACGGAGACGACGACGCGGAAGGGAAAGAAGGCGACGGCGACGAUGUGAUUAUUCCUCACAAGGGUCACCAGGUUAUGAUCAAGAGCAUCCCUCCGGAGAUUGGUCGCCUUGAGCUCGAGCCUCUCGUCGAUAAACUGAGUGGUGUUGCAUCAUUGGCCCUUGGCGAGCCAGUCGCAAGAAGAAACUAUUAUCGCUCAGCAUGGAUCGAAUUUGAUACUGAGCAAGCAGCUCGAGACGCAAUGGAAUUUCUCUCCGGUCAGGAGGUUGACAACUUCAAACUUCGCGUCACUAUGAUUCGCUCUCCCCUCAUCGCCAAGAUUAAGCGCACUUCCGUACUCGUCAGCAGCGAGCGGCGACUCGAAGAGGACUUGCAUACUAUUAAGCGCUUGGUGGCACUCCUUGAGAAAGAGAGCCACAUGCUCGCCAACUACAAGCCACUAUCACAAAGGUCGACAGAUGAUACUGGAGGCGACGUGAAAAUGGAGAGCCCUGUCAAAGAGAGCACCGGCGAUGAUGAACAGACGAUCCAUAGAGGAGCAAAAGCGGUCGAAGCUCGGCUUGAGAGGCUGCUCCCACCUCCAGACAGUGAAGAAGCCAAAUCCCAGCGACUUUCCAUGACUGUCGACCUGUAUCUUGCAUACCUCCGCUCUGCAUUCUUCUGUUGCUAUUACUGCGCCGUCAUCGCAGACCGAGCAGAUGAACUCCAGCGGAAGUGUGUAUCGCACAUCAGGACUCCGUUCAAUGAGCGUGAGAUGACCGAGAUUAUGCGCAACCAAAAGCGAUCUGAUCGGGAGGACCACUGGUUCCUCUUGCAUGACGAAAAAAUCGAGGCGCUUGUCGAUCGGGAUUCAGUUGACCCUACACGCUUCGGAGGCAAAAACGUUGAAAAGGAACUCGAAACCAAACUCAAGGAUCAGAUCCGCCAAGAAGAUGAAAAUCGGUUCCGAUGCGUGACUUGCGGCAAAAUGUUUAAGAGCACAGGCUAUGUUUGCAAACAUAUCUUGAACAAACAUCCAGAACUCAUUGGCGAGGAGUUUAUGAACCAUCUUCGUAUUUACAAUAAUUUCGCACUUGAUCCACAUCGUAUCCAAAUGCCACCCAGAGCUCCGACAGGGGCACCUGGACGAAAUGGACGGGAUGGUGGACGAGAAGAUGGACGUCAUAAACGAAGAGCAACAAUUGAUACCUCGGAGAAUGCACGACGAAAAAGUCCUCCACCUGACGCAAAGAUUGACCCCCGUGCCGGCCAACGGAUAACGUACCAAGAUCUGGACGAGGUUGCUGGUGGAGAAGAUGUAGCACUGAUGUACUGA